Molecule: messenger RNA, 3215 nt
Organism: Aplysia californica (California sea hare)
Lineage: Eukaryota; Metazoa; Mollusca; Gastropoda; Aplysiida; Aplysiidae
Product: integrator complex subunit 13
Biological process (GO): centrosome localization; regulation of mitotic cell cycle
Cellular component (GO): integrator complex
Source: RefSeq, a predicted model, not a curated record
CAUGGCCGCCCCCAUUGGAAAAUAAUAAUAAACUUCAAACCCGGCGGGUGCGCAUAUCAGAUAGAUCUAGAUCUUGGCUACUUGAACACAUUUCGUUCUGCGAAGUAAGCAACAACUAUCUUGUUAAAACUGGUACGGGAGACAUCAAAAUGACCUCAUUCCCAGUUUCUCACAAGACAAUAUUUGUUUUGGAUCACUCUUCCUAUUUUGCCCAGUCCUGCAAACAACCCAUUGAGUAUGAUGUGCUGCGUUCUAAGGGCUCAGGGGUGAUCCCAGCUGCUCCCAUAGAAAAAUCUUUAUGGACUUGUAAUGUGGAAGGUUUGCAGGAAUACUUGCGAGUUGUGUUUGAUAUCUACCCUGUGGACAAACAGGUGCGAGUCAUCAGUGGAAGCAAUGUCAUGAACGGUUGGAAUGACAGUGAUUGUGUCAGUGCUGUUUUGAUGAAGUUAGCUUUGCUGGGCCCACCAAAAGCUAAAGAAGAUCCCGACUACUCUCUGCUCCAUGGUUUGUCCUGUGCCAUAGAGACCCUUCGAGAGCCCACGUUGCAGCAACAAGCUGCCAUUGACCAAGGGGAGUCGGUGAAGAAUAGGGGACGCAUUGUCUGCCUGACAGCUUUGAAAAAUGAGAACCAUGUACAAACCAUACAGGAGUACGUUCUUGAAACGAUUCAACAAUACAGCAAGAUGUCUGUGUCGGCAGAACUUCUCCCCAUCGACUGCUGUGAGCUGGUGAUCGUCCACAGUGUGCCCGUGGACGUGGAGCUCACCCUUCUCAACCGGGCACAAGUCGAGCUGAACUCUGUACUGAGCUCCGAGGUGGUGGUGACGCUGUCCGGCCGCCACUUGUACAACACAUUGGUGGCUCUGUGCUGUCGGCACUUUGAUCUCACCUCCACCACCGUCACUGGGAUUCCCAUGAAGAACACGCAGAGGGUUUGGUUAUCCAGUCCAAAGAAGGUCUUCCCAUCGAGACAGCGCCCCUCAAGUGGUGCACGCCCAAGUCGAGCGUUGUCGAGCUGCACAACUGUUCUGCGGCCUACCGUAUCUGUCCAGUGGAUGUGAACAGUCGUCCUUCCUCUUGUCUCACAAACUUCCUCCUCAGCGGCUUUCGGCGAACUGAUGAAAGAAAACCGACUAGCACCUACGUCGCCCGCACUUCAAGAGCGUUAUGGACAGGUCAAAGGCUAUACCAAAGAGAGGAGCAGUACCGACAGCUGUGGGCGGAGGUGGAGUCUCUGGUCCGCGCAUUCGCCGACACGUCAGAGCAGCACGCCAAGGUGCUGGACUGCGUCCUUGAUUGCAAGAAACCGGGCGAUGAAACUGUCGGUUCGACCCGGAAGUCGUCAGGGGUCAAACGAGAUGAGGUCAAAGCUGGAGCCUUGUCUGAAGUGGAGCAGACGUGGCAGGAUUUAGACCGGGAGCAGACAACCGGGGGCACCAACCAGACAGCAGGGACAAACUCUCCCAGAAAGUAGUGGGCAAUUAACUUAACAGCUUCACAUUUUGUUUUAUUUUUCAUAUUGCUCUUUUAUAAAAGCUGUACAUGUAAUACAGUCUAGCAUGGACAUAGCGAAAUUGGCAGGAUGCGGAAAUCAUCUCGUUAUGUGCAAAGUUUGCUAGAUAGGCCCAGUGUGUUUUAAAUUCGAAGAAGAAAAAGGUUGAAACCUGAAAAUCUGGUCACUAUACUUGUGCAUGUUUCGUUAUAUAUUUGUGUCAGACUGUCCUUUGAUGAUAUAGUGCAGUGAAGCAGACGGAUCACAAAGGUUUGGGCUCUGUCCUGUUUGCUAAACUGUUGGGAGUAGUUACUAGUUGCCAGGGGAAGCCAGUCUCUCUAAACAAUUGUAUCACAGUAGCAAGAUUCUAUGAAAGGGUGACUGAAAGCGGGGACAAUAGGGCAGUACUAUCAGAGAAAUAUCUUUGAUAACUUGUUUUAUUGUGGUUAUAUAUAUAUAUAUAUAUGUGUGUGUGUGUUAGACUACUACGAACCUGUUCUUGUAUCGCAUAUAACUAUUAUUAAGUAUGUCACCUGUGAAUGGCCCUUUUUGAGAAAAUAGUCGAAACUGGAAACUGUCGAGAGAAAAAUAGUGGCCGUCUUAAAAAGAAAAACGUUUUCACAGUAUCAUUGUAAUGUAAAAAAAAAAAAUCCAUAGCAGGAAAGUGGCCGUUUGUACAUGUGAUUUGUCUUAUAUGCGGGUGACCGUUUGAGCAGGUUUGACUCUAUUACGCGGGCAAUAUUGCACACAGACGUAAGUCAUUUUUGGCAGCCUUUGAGAUACAUCUGUAUGCGAUACUGUCCGCGAUUAGUAUUGAUGAACAAAAUAGAGACAAUACAUCAAGACAGACAGUAAAAAUUAAAAAUUGUGAUGACUGCCCUUUCACCCCUGUAGUCUCCAUCAAGUGCUUUUGUGUGCGCUGUUACUGUUUCUUGGCAGAAAGGAAAACAAAUAGAGAAGUACUCCAAAUGGCAGGAUGUGAAAGAUCCAUAAUCAGAACCAUCAUAAAAAGACAAUUGAAAUUUUUUGGCCACGUAAAUAGAUCAAAUGGACUAGAGAAAUUGCUGCUGUGUGGAUAGAUAGAGGGAAAGAAGAGCAGAGGAAGACAAAGAACGACAUAAACAGAUGACCUGAACAACUUUGCAAUAAAUGACAUAAGAGAAAAACCGAGAUGAUCAUGAAGACAGGCAAGAGGAAGGAAUGAGGUAACAUGAUCAUCAAUGUCUGCUCCAGAUCUGACACCUGAAGAAGUUACUGUUUAUAGUGUUAACUUAGUGGUACCAUUCCGAGCUGCAUUGCUCAGGAACCUGGAAAAGAAAAGUGGCACCUCCCAACCACCCACUUUUGAGAUUACGAGUGCUGCUAUUUGGUUAGUCUUUGCAUGACAACUGAAAAAACUUUAAUGUUAUAUUUUGACAUUUUUCUCACAUGAUUUAUUAAAUAAAUUUCUAUAUAUUUUGAUGCUUAAAUAGAUAUGUGUCUUUCAUUACCAUGGCUUUGUAAAUGUCCCAUUAUGUAGGUUACUUUCAUAAGUUCCUAGUCCUGUACUGAUAUAUAUAGGUAAACAUUUCUGUAUCCACAUUGUCUCCUAUGGAUUUGAUGUGUGUGUAUACAUGAUACAUGUUGUAAGGCAAGACUUUCAUUUCACAUUGUUCCAGAGUAGUCUUGGUCGUUACUUGUCAUCUGCUAUAUAUGAAUAAAUGUAUGACAUCAUGGUAUCCCU